Molecule: messenger RNA, 705 nt
Organism: Acaulospora morrowiae
Lineage: Eukaryota; Fungi; Glomeromycota; Glomeromycetes; Diversisporales; Acaulosporaceae
Source: the annotation of a GenBank genome assembly
AUGUCUCCGUCGGAAUUAUACCCGAGAAUGAUUAAGUUGCUUGUAUUACCCGAUUAUCGUUUUGAUUUGCUUACUGGAUUCGUUCUCGCUGCCGGCGGUUUGACGGAAUCCUUAGUCCGAUACUCUAGUAGCACAUUGCUCGAAUAUGCGAAUGAGUUACCAGUCGAGUCAACACCGGAGUCAUUCACGUUAACAGACUUUGCGAAGACGUUGUUAGACAUAUUUCGAAAAUAUGAGCGGCAAGAUCGUGUUGUCAUUCCAUUAUUGGAAGUUGUAGAUCUCUUGUUUGAAAAUGGUACCCUUCAGAAGAUUGAUUCUGAUGGCUUCAGUUUUGUGGAUCUGUUCGAAUGCACAAAGAAAGAAGUUGUGAAGACCGGUGAAAUACGAAAAAUUACCGCGUGUAUGCGAGUCUUUUGUGGGAUAACAUCUUUGGGCGGUACAGUACGUACUCGUGCUUUGUACCAAUUGCUAAGUUUAUUGGUUCAUUCUUUUCCAAAGGUUCGUAGGUCAACUGCUGAUCAAUUUUACAUGGCUCUUACCACAUCAGCCGAAGACGAAGAAUCUGAAGAGAUGUUGCAGAUUGAAGAUAUUUUGGCCAAUACCGAUUGGAACGGCCCUGUACCACAACUAAAAGAAAUUAGGAACGAACUUUAUCCCCUACUGGGAUUAAAACAACCAGUAUUUAAAUCCUCAACAGCAAAAUAA